CCGAGCGUCCCUGGUCCUCCUCCUGCUGCCGCCCAGGCUCCGCCGCCGCCCGUCGGACUCCUCCUCCUGCCGCUCCGGCGCGGAGCCGCCCAGACAAGGGCCGAGCGCUCGCCGGCGGGAACCAGCUCAGCCGCGGCUUCCGGAGCCCGCGGGCGGCGGACCGGCUUGCGGUGCAGAAGGAGUUUGCCGACCCUACGUUUGAAAUAUGAGUGGGAGAAGGCAAGAAGUAGAAGGCAAGUCUAGGAAACUGAACAUUUUGGAAAGAUUCUUCUUAAUCCUUUGGUGAAAACUCUGUGACACAAGAUGGCCGCAAAUAAGCCCAAGGGUCAGAAUUCUUUGGCCUUACACAAAGUCAUCAUGGUGGGCAGUGGUGGUGUGGGCAAGUCGGCCCUGACUCUUCAGUUCAUGUAUGAUGAGUUUGUGGAAGACUACGAGCCCACCAAGGCGGACAGCUAUCGGAAGAAGGUGGUGCUGGACGGCGAGGAGGUGCAGAUUGACAUCUUGGACACCGCCGGGCAGGAGGACUACGCGGCCAUCAGAGACAACUACUUCCGGAGCGGGGAGGGCUUCCUCUGCGUCUUCUCCAUCACAGAAAUGGAAUCCUUCGCAGCCACGGCUGACUUCAGGGAGCAGAUUUUAAGAGUAAAAGAAGAUGAGAAUGUUCCGUUUCUGCUGGUUGGUAACAAAUCAGACUUAGAAGAUAAAAGGCAGGUUUCUGUGGAAGAGGCAAAGGCCAGAGCCGAUCAGUGGAACGUCAACUACGUGGAGACAUCGGCUAAGACGCGAGCCAACGUGGACAAGGUAUUUUUUGAUUUAAUGAGGGAAAUUCGAGCCAGAAAGAUGGAAGACAGCAAAGAAAAGAAUGGAAAAAAGAAGAGGAAAAGUUUAGCCAAGAGAAUCAGAGAAAGAUGUUGCAUUUUAUAAUCAAAGCCCAAACUCCUUUCUUAUCUUGACCAUACUAAUAAAUAUAAUUUAUAAGCAUUGCCA
Messenger RNA from Equus quagga, 987 nucleotides. It is a transcript of the gene RALA, whose product is annotated as RAS like proto-oncogene A. Gene Ontology annotation, biological process: Ras protein signal transduction; regulation of exocytosis. The record is from RefSeq and is a predicted model, not a curated record. Gene Ontology annotation, molecular function: GTP binding; GTPase activity; GDP binding. The transcript has 6 exons. NCBI's taxonomy places the organism in Eukaryota, Metazoa, Chordata, Mammalia, Perissodactyla, Equidae. The coding region runs from base 304 to 924 and encodes 206 amino acids. Gene Ontology annotation, cellular component: plasma membrane.